Molecule: messenger RNA, 720 nt
Organism: Letharia lupina
Lineage: Eukaryota; Fungi; Ascomycota; Lecanoromycetes; Lecanorales; Parmeliaceae
Exons: 7
Coding region: 1-720 (239 amino acids)
Biological process (GO): nucleosome assembly
Cellular component (GO): nucleosome
Molecular function (GO): DNA binding; structural constituent of chromatin
Source: RefSeq, a predicted model, not a curated record
AUGCCUCCAAAGAAAGCAACUGCUGCGAAGCCCGCCAAGACUGCCGCCGCCGCCCCUCAUGCAUCCUACAAAGACAUGAUCAAGGAAGCUAUCCUUGCUCUGAAAGAACGUAAUGGCAGCAGUCGUCCUUCACUCAAGAAGUACCUCAAGGCCAACCACAAGAACCUUGCAUCCUCAGACGCCGUCUUCGAUACCCAAUUUAACAAGGCGAUCAAAUCAGGCGUCGAAAAGGGAGACUUCGCACAACCAAAGGGUCCAUCCGGCACUGUGAAGCUAGCUAAGAAGGAGGCCGUUGCAAAACCUACCGCCGCCUCCACCAAAGAAAAGAAACCGGCUGCCAAGAAGGCUACCACGGCAACAAAACCUGCAGGCACCAAGACAGCUGGUAGACCCAAGAAGACCGACACGAAGACUGCUGCUACGAAAGCCGCGCCGAAGAAGGCGUCCACCACCAAGGCAACAAAGACAAAGGCGGCGCCCAAGGCGAAAGCUAACACGUCGACCAAGCGUGUGAAGAAAACACCUGCAAUGGCCCCCGCCAUCGUCGAGGAGACGAAGAUCUCUGCCAAGACAGCUUCUGGCCGUAUAACAAAGGGACCUGCGAAGACAGCUGGCGCCGUGCAAAAGAAGAAACCCGCACCCAAAGCGAAGAAGGCUGCAACCCCCAAGAAGCCCAAGUCAACGCCCAAGAAAACCGAAACCCCCGCCACAGCUGCAUAG